AUGCGUGACUUCGACGUAUCGCGCACGGCUGCGCUCAUCGGCAUAACGCUUUACACGCUCGGACUCGCGUUUGGUCCAAUAGUCACUGCACCACUUAGCGAAAGAAAAGGCCGAAAAGCUGUCUAUCUGGUGUUCUUCCCUAUAUUCAUGCUGUUUACUCUCGGCGCAGGCUUCUCGAAAACAUACGCGGGCCUGGUCGUGUGUCGAUUCUUCGCAGGAUUGUUUGGAAGUCCAGCACUUGCUGUUGGUGCUGGAACGAAUGCCGAUUUGUUCCCACCGCAUAAGCGCGCCUUGGCCACGAGUUUCUACUUGAUGGCUCCUUUCGCUGGGCCGUCCAUUGGACCCGUGGUUGGAGGGUUCGUGGCGCAGUACAAGACUUGGCCGUGGACGCAAUGGUCCAUUCUUUUCCUUGCGGUGGCUGUGUAUGCCACAUCUAUACCAAUGGAUGAGACUUACAAGCCUAUCAUCUUGAAGAGGCGAAUGAAGGAGAACGGAGUGCAAAAGAAACAAGAAAAUGGAGAUAUCAAGAGCGAGAUCGUUCUGAGGUUCAUUCGGCCCCUUCACAUGCUCUCAACAGAGGUAUGA
This is a messenger RNA of Alternaria triticimaculans, 585 nucleotides long. RefSeq lists its product as uncharacterized. Gene Ontology annotation, molecular function: spermine transmembrane transporter activity; spermidine transmembrane transporter activity. The coding region runs from base 1 to 585 and encodes 194 amino acids. Gene Ontology annotation, biological process: spermidine transport; transmembrane transport; spermine transport. The record is from RefSeq and is a predicted model, not a curated record. The transcript has 2 exons. NCBI's taxonomy places the organism in Eukaryota, Fungi, Ascomycota, Dothideomycetes, Pleosporales, Pleosporaceae.